Tupaia belangeri chinensis (Chinese tree shrew) is the source of this 4447-nucleotide messenger RNA. It is a transcript of the gene TTL, whose product is annotated as tubulin tyrosine ligase. The record is from RefSeq and is a predicted model, not a curated record. Gene Ontology annotation, biological process: microtubule cytoskeleton organization; protein modification process. Gene Ontology annotation, molecular function: tubulin-tyrosine ligase activity. Gene Ontology annotation, cellular component: spindle microtubule. NCBI's taxonomy places the organism in Eukaryota, Metazoa, Chordata, Mammalia, Scandentia, Tupaiidae.
CGCCACCGGCCAUUGGAAGAGGCUGAGGCGAGACAACCCCAGGUUUAACCUGAUGCUGGGAGAGAGGAACCGGCUGCCCUUCGGGAGACUGGGUCACGAGCCUGGGCUGCUGCAGUUGGUGAAUUACUACAGGGGGGCUGACAAACUGUGUCGCAAAGCUUCUUUAGUGAAGCUAAUCAAGACAAGCCCGGAACUGACCGAGUCCUGCACAUGGUUCCCCGAGUCCUACGUGAUCUAUCCAAUGAAUCUCAAGACCCCAGUUGCCCCAGCGCAGAAUGGAAUCCAGCCACUAAUCAAUAACACAAGGACAGAUGAAAGAGAAUUCUUCCUGGCUUCUUAUAACAGAAAGAAAGAGGAUGGAGAGGGCAACGUGUGGAUUGCUAAGUCGUCGGCUGGAGCCAAAGGUGAAGGCAUCCUCAUCUCCUCAGAGGCCACAGAGCUGCUUGACUUCAUAGACAACCAAGGCCAAGUGCACGUGAUCCAGAAAUAUCUUGAGCACCCCUUGCUUCUAGAACCAGGUCAUCGCAAGUUUGACAUCCGAAGCUGGGUCCUCGUUGAUCAUCAGUAUAAUAUCUACCUCUAUAGAGAGGGUGUGCUUCGGACUGCUUCAGAACCGUAUCACGUUGAUAAUUUUCAAGACAAAACCUGCCAUUUAACCAAUCACUGCAUUCAAAAGGAGUACUCAAAGAACUAUGGGAAAUACGAAGAAGGGAAUGAAAUGUUCUUUGAGGAGUUCAAUCAGUACCUAACAAGUGCUUUGAAUAUUACCCUGGAAAAUAGUAUCUUACUACAAAUCAAACAUAUAAUAAGGAGCUGCCUCCUGAGCGUGGAGCCUGCUAUCAGCACCAAGCACCUCCCUUACCAGAGCUUUCAGCUCUUUGGCUUUGACUUCAUGGUGGAUGAGGAGCUGAAGGUCUGGCUCAUUGAAGUCAACGGCGCCCCUGCCUGUGCUCAGAAGCUUUAUGCCGAGCUGUGCCAGGGCAUUGUGGACUUGGCCAUAUCCAGUGUCUUCCCACCCCCAGACACGGAGUCCCCACCCACCCUGCCGGCUGCGUUUGUCAAGCUGUGAUGGAGGCCGGUGCUCAGAGCUGCCUCAGAAGAAGCACGGGGUCCUGCUUAGGGGGCGGUGGAAUGACCGGAUGGCUUAUUACUAAGCUAGAACCAGGAGAGAGAGGCGACUUGCAAAGACGUGAAGGAGAACUGUGAGAGAGAGUGACUCCCAAGAGAAGAGUGGGUUGCUCAGGGCCUUUCAUAGGUGGAGCCCUCCACCCACUGUGCAACCUUUUCAACACUGAAGCAAAUGUCUCCCAGGGAUGUGCAAAGUAUUCUUCUAAGGGGAAAAAAACAGGGAUUUGGUUAUUUUAUACCCUUGUCCUUUUCAAAGGUCGUCUUUGCUUCCGAAGGCAGCAAUGUGAGCAGAACCUCUCCUCCUGGGGUGGCAGACAGCCACUGGCACCUUGUUGGGGCCCGUCCACCUGCCGCAGCCUUAGUGCCUUAGCUGUGUGCCCCGCUGUAGCCCCGCUGUCGGGAACAUGGCUAGACCUUAGAGCAUUUGGAGGUUACCUGCGUGUUGCUGCUCCUCUCCUCACGAGAGUUGGCCCCACCAUACUCUGGACAAGCAUGCACCAAUGGUCCUUAGUUUUGUGCUGGGCGCUAGUUUCUUAGAGAGGGUGAUUUGCCUCGUCACGCUCCUGAUGGCAUUGGUCCGUCGCCUGUCAGGAUUCGUGUGGGUUGGGCACCAAAACAGCAAACACUGCUGCUCCCCGUCUGCUCUCUGCAUGUUUUAGAAUCAAAGUGGCAAGUCUGCCCGAACCCAUAAGCAUCAAAUAAGCAUGAGAGAGAAAAAAAUAUGAUAUCUUGCUUUACUUAAUAGGUUGGGUGUGGGGGAUCUUUGAUGAUUCUCAGUUUUUGUUUAAACCAGAAUUCAAAAUGCAGUUGUGCAAAUUUCCCUUCUUUUUAACAUUUGUAGAAACCUUUUCAGGGGGUCAGGAGAAAGUAGAAUUCCACUCCCCACCCCCUGCACAGAUGGCUCUGUCCCCAACACAGAGCUUCCUCCCUCUUUGCUCUAAGCACCUCCUGCAGAAGCUGGAGGGGCGGGUUCCAGUCCAGGAAGGGAACUGUGUCUGCUCACACCUGGAGGCAGCAGGAGAGACCUCUGAGUGAGUGAGUGCCCUGCCUCCUGGAGAAAAUCUUCUAAAAUUGGGAAGCAAUGGUUUCAGAGCUCCCCACAGUGUCUUACAAGUCUCAACCAAUGUGUCCGGUUAGAUGUGGUUUCUACAUAUUGAGUCAACUAACACUUUGUAGGAUUUCUAGAGGCCACAUUGCUAGCGGCGGGAAGAGCCAGAUGCUACUUACAUUCAGCACGAGGUUCUUCCAGUGCCCUGGCAAUGCCAGCAGACCCAUUGAAAACCGCACACCCUCCACAGGCAGCAUGCUCGUUCUUUGUGUGCAAGUGUCCCCCUUGACCCUUUCUACUUGGCACAAGAAAACCGUUCAGGUGAGACUCUUACAAAAGAGAAGAAAAAGCAAGGCCUCCUCAGAUAUGAUGAGAAGAGGGAGCUGACCGUGCGUAAAGGGAUAGUAAUAAACACGAUUUCCUGGAUGCGGCAAUGGGUGAUAGGACGUGAUAGUGCUAUGCUGAGGUUAGUGGAGAAGGGCCCAAGUGUCCUGGCUGUUGUGGGAAUUUGGAAUUACAAACUAAGGUGGUUCCCUAGAAUACAGGCAAUUAACUUGUCAUCUGGAGCAAAAUAUCACAGACCAUGGUAACGCUCAGUCCCGGAGGCCUGCACAGCUGAUGGAUUCAUGUUUGGGAGCUUCUGAGAAGGGAAUGAGAUAUGCUCACCCAUUUAGAAAGUGCAGGGGAUAAAAAAAGGGAAAAAAAGAAAGUGCAGGGGAUGAGUCUUCGGAGAGUAUGAGGGGGCUGGUCACAGGGAACGCAUGAAGGGGUCUGCAAUGCUAUCACCUGCCCAUACACAUUUGGAAUUCUCCUUUGGACUCAGAGGACAGGGACAUUCGAGAGUUUUCCAGCUCUUAAAAUGACAGUCUAGAUUGUUAAGCAUUUAGAUAUUAGGAAGUCUAUGAAUUUUGACGGAUUUUCUAAGAAACCUGAAGCAAUAGCAUAUAUGUAAGGGAAGAGAGACUUUAACAAAAGAAAAGUUUAUGCUUCCUUCCUCGUGUGGUUUACUAUAAGUAUCUGUUUUAUUUCCAAUUGGGUGGAAUGGUUGGCUGUUCCAUGCCCUUCCAUGACAUCCUGGGCACAGAUGGUCACGCCUGGCUCCCAGUCCGUCCUUGUAUGUUUGGUCCAUGUAAAUGCUGUCAGCUGCUGGGGGAGGAGGCAUUAUGUAUUAGGAGAUGUUGAUUCCAUUCUUGGCUCUGUUGUUUGCUCAGCAUCAGUUGAGCCCGUUAACCUCUCUGUGCCUUAGUUCCUUAUCUCAUGGGAGUGAUGUUGCCUGAUCUGGGGACUACCUCAAGGGCUUUAGUGAGGACAAAUGAGAAUAGGAAGACUCAAGAGCCUUUAGAACCGAGGUUCUCAAUGCUGACUGCAUGCUGGACUCACUCACAAAGCUCUUACAGUGCUGGUGCCCACACCGUCGCCUUCUGCCCACUCCCCAGCCAAUUAGAUAGCACCUCGGGCAGCAAUACGCAUGUCUGGAGAUGUCUUACCCCACUGCUUGAGAAAGAAGGACAAACACAUCAUUACCUUGGAAGAAUCACUGAAGGCUUAAAGCUUUUUUUAGAAAAUGUUAUUGGAAACAGAGGCAUUUAGGAAAGACCAGAUAUUGCCAUGUCUUCGUGUAUGACAAAUGUUGUCUAAGCAGAUUCUCUAUUUGCUUCUCAUUGCAGCAUUUGGAAACUUAAGUAUGCUCUCAGUUACCUAACAGUUUAUGAAGCCUCGACAAUACACGUAAACCAACAUGAAUUUCUAAAUAUGUGACAUAUAUGUUAAUUAAUUAAUUAUAGAGAGAGAAGCUCCUUCACUCAUGCGGAAAUUAUAUACGCCAUGUUACCUGGAACAUUGAAGUGCCUCCGUGUUUGUAUGACAGUGGAGCGUGUGCUGGCGUAUUCACUAGCUGACGUGAUGUUUCACUAGCUCCUUGGGAUGAUUUUCACACACAUGGAAUAUCUGGGAAUGCUGGAAAUGUCCCAGGAACAGCAGAACAGCAAAUGUCAGUGAAGCUACAAUGCGUAUUUUCAGCAGUUGAGGUUGUAUCAGGCGUGGAGAUCCAGCCCUCUUGUGGGUGUGGGAGGGGCAGAGGAGAGCUCACCUAGCAAAAAGAGGACACCAGAGUGGGUCCCACGUAGCAUAUGGGUGCCAUGGAGAAAAUUCCGUGAUACAUACGUCUCUGAGCCUGGGCACACAAUCUGUACCUAAGGGGAAAUAACUUCAGAAAUAAGGCAACUUUGUGAAUGUUUAAAAUGCCUGGAGCAUUAAAGUAAAGUAAUGAUA